UUAGGGCGUAGGUUAGAUUAAAAUUAUUUGACGUUAUUAAAUGCAGUUUACGACAUUCGAUAUUCAUUGAUUGUAUUUGUGUUAUUAUAAAAUUCAUGAUGGUUUCCAAGUCAAAAACUGGCUUGUUUGCGCUAGGUUUUUACGCUUUAGCGUCCUUCUUUAUUAUAUUGGCCUUUGUAAGUCCAUACUGGUUGGUCACUGACGGCAAACUUAAAAACCCAAAGUUUAUUCAAAUUGGUUUAUGGUUAGUAUGCUUCAAUGGGUUUGAAGAGCCGCACCACUGGUAUGACACAGUGUUCACUGGCUGCUGGUGGGUGUUUGAAGAAGAGUACUAUAUCAUCCAUGACAUACUUCUCCCAGGAUUCUUCAUCGCUACUCAGUUCUUCUUCACUGUGUCACUGUGCACUGUGCUCGUGUCUCUGUUCCUGGCAUAUCUCUAUUUGCAAAAAGACAAUGAUGAUGAAAACUAUUUGACUCUUUUGGUGACACUGGGAACAAUACUUGUUAUUGGGGGAUUUUCUGGUAUUAUAUCCGUGGUGACAUUUGGAGCGAGGGGUGAUGGCCGUGACUGGAUGCCGAACUGGGAACACAAUGAUCUCGGCUGGGCGUAUGCCAUGGGCGUUAUUGGAGUUGUGAUGCUGUUUCCAGCAGGCAUUCUGUUCUUGGUUGAAGCCAGGGUGCACAAGUAUAAGAAACUACAUGAAAUGCAAAGCCGUGAGCCAUCCUCAUACACAAUGCAUGAGAGGAAGUUUGCUUAUGCUGGAGGACACACAGAUAUUUAAUUGGCUGUAAGAAUUUUUUAUUAUAGGCAUAUGAAUUUCAUUUAGAUAGUAGAUUACUCAUUAUACGUG
This is a messenger RNA of Cydia amplana, 851 nucleotides long. RefSeq lists its product as uncharacterized. The record is from RefSeq and is a predicted model, not a curated record. NCBI's taxonomy places the organism in Eukaryota, Metazoa, Arthropoda, Insecta, Lepidoptera, Tortricidae. Gene Ontology annotation, biological process: regulation of tube size, open tracheal system; septate junction assembly. The transcript has 3 exons. Gene Ontology annotation, cellular component: septate junction; membrane. Bases 96 to 782 code for a protein of 228 amino acids.